AUGCUCAAUAGAGAGGAUAACUGCAGCUUGAUAGAGGCUGAAAUCCCACUCUCAUCAGAUUUCUUCAAAGUGAUUAAAGAUGAGAUGUGGCUGUUCCUCAUCCCGGCUGUACUGGCUGUCCUGCUGCUGGCCCUCUUCCUUGAGGAAAUUGGCUUCUUCCUCCGCCACGAACCUUCAUCCAGACGCAGCCGGCUCUGCCUGUGGAUCCUGGGCAUGUACCCGGUUUUUGGAAUGACAUCCAUCGUUGCAUUGUAUGUGCCCCGAUCGUCCUCACUGUGCAACUUUAUAGCUUCUCUAUAUCACUCCAUCACCCUGCUGAAGUUCAUGGGUCUCAUCACAAACUUUUUUGGGGGAAAGGCACAAAUGCUUGAAGUGCUCGCGGGGAAGCAGGUCUCUCCCAACCCUUUCCCUUGUUGCUGCUGCUGCUGCUUGCCCCUCAUCAACAUAAACAGGACAAGUCUGGGAUGUAUGAUGGCUGCUGUGUUGCAGCUCUCUGUGGUCAGAACACUUCUGUUCUUCAUCACUCUUGUGCUCUGGACAGACGAGCAGUAUGACUAUGGGGAUGUGGACUCAGUCAAUCCCAAUGUGUAUGUGAAUGCAGUCACUGCUAUAUCCACAUUUCUGUCCUUCUAUGGCUACCUGUUGUUUUACAAGGCAACGAAGAGAUCACUGCAUGGUUAUAGACUUCGUGCCAAGUUUGUCUGCAUUAUUGUGGUUUUAGUCUUAUGUGGACUUCAGAGUGGGAUUCUGGAGACCAUGGGAGCACUUAAAGUUGUGCCUUGCACACCUCCUUUCUCCGAUCUGUUCCGCUCUCAGUUAAUAUACCACUACUCUGUGAUUGUAGAGAUGUUCUGCAUCAGCCUCUUUGCUCGAAACAUAUUCCGUAAGGUGGAACCCAGCCCAGAUGGCACUUUUGGAAUGGAAAAGGGGAUCCCGAGUAGCACCAGUAAGGCAGUUCAAACAGAGGCUGAACCACCCCUUGCAGUGCAGCUCAGCACCCAGGCAGAGGACCCUUGGUGCUCUAACCCGGCCUGCAGCCGUGACAGUGACGACAGCCUGUGCAGGAUAGAGCACGCCCCGCUGGACCGUUUCCCCUUCCCCUUACAGACCGGGCCUCCAGAACGGGCAAACCCAGAGAGAGACAGCACUACGCUAACCAGGGAGCACAAGAGCAGAGAGCUACCAACCAUCACUGUCAGUGCCGAGAUCAACUGUGUGGAAAACACAGAUGUGACAGUUGUGUAG
Messenger RNA from Electrophorus electricus (electric eel), 1245 nucleotides. RefSeq names its product organic solute transporter subunit alpha. The record is from RefSeq and is a predicted model, not a curated record. Lineage: Eukaryota; Metazoa; Chordata; Actinopteri; Gymnotiformes; Gymnotidae.